Messenger RNA from Pan troglodytes (chimpanzee), 4169 nucleotides. RefSeq names its product Down syndrome critical region protein 8. The coding region runs from base 187 to 462 and encodes 91 amino acids. The transcript is spliced from 6 exons. The record is from RefSeq and is a predicted model, not a curated record. Lineage: Eukaryota; Metazoa; Chordata; Mammalia; Primates; Hominidae.
GGGGUGACGUUUACGUAGCGCUCAGGGAAUGCUGGUCACCCCACCCUAAUCUUGUUAUGCAAAUAGGCUUCCCACUUGGCGGGUGCUGUCUUGUCCACUCGUUUCUGUACACAUGGGUGGCAAAAAGAGAAGAUGGAGCUGCCAUUUAGAACAUGCCUAAUCCCAGCUUCAUCUUGCUGAGCAAAAAUGAAGGAGCCUGGACCCAACUUUGUUACUGUGAGAAAGGGUCUUCAUUCAUUCAAGAUGGCAUUUGUUAAGCACCUACUGCUGGAGUGCAGUGGUUCAAUCACGGAUCACUGCAGCCUCCACCUCCCAGUUCAAGAAAUUCUCAUGUCUCAGCCUCCUGAGCAGCUAGGAUUACAGACAAACCUUGGAAAUCAAGAAAGUUCUGGAAUGAUGAAGCUGUUCAUGCCAAGACCGAAAGUGCUGGCCCAGUAUGAGUCCAUUCAGUUCAUGCCGUGACAAUUUUCUUGGAACUCCUUUUUAUUGCUUGUGCUCCUGAUACAUCAGCCCAUUUCAUGGUACGUUGAAGCAUGCCUACCUGUGGGAUUGCUGGAUUCCCAGCCCAGUGAGGUAAUGACCAAGCAGCGUCUUCAGAGGAAGGAUAGCUGUACAGCGUGGUGAAGGACUCAAUGAGAAGGUGCAUUGCCCAUCCUUCAGAGAGCUCUGUGUGAAUCCAUAAAAGGUGCUUAAAGCUUUUCACUCCAUGAAGCCUCAUCUGUCUCAUGAAAGCAAUAAAUGUAAGUGGACAUUUGGGAGGAGAUGUUUGCUUUGCAUGCUCAUAACUGGAUGGCUCAUUUGGAUGGAGAUUGCCUCAGACAUCCAUGUAAGUCCUCCAUCCUAGUAGACAGCAAACUACUGCAGCACGAACCAUAUUACAUUACUAACACACUACAAAUUAUACUGAUACACACUACAUAUCACAAUAAUUCACAUUACAUAUUACAUUAGUAACAUCCUCCAUAUUACAUGAUUAACUCAUUACACCUUAUAUGAGCUGGUUUGUGCUGCUCCCUAUGUAAGCACCCUCUGUAAUUCCAUCAGGAUCUCAAAGGUCUGGAGCUCAGGUUCAGCCACAGUACCUGCAAUGCAAUGAAAUUAAUGGUAUUAUGAUAUAAUGAUAUGAUAAUAUUAAUGCAGGCUGUUGUGCAGUACACCUACUAAGGUUCUGGGAAAUAGAAUCCACAAGACAUGAUAUACACCUUAUCCUUCCUUUUCCUCCAAAACACUGCCACGAUCUGUCAACACCAUCAUUUAACAGAUGUUGAAAGAAAGACUCUAAAAAAUAACUUGCCCAAGGCCAGUCAGUGAGUUGGCUGCAAACUCUCUGUCUUUCCCCAUUUCUUCCUUUUCUCUAUUCCACAUAGUAUUUAAGUCAUCACCUCCUGUUCACCCCACAGUGCUCAGCUCUGCCACCCCUCACUCACUGGAGCACCAGUGCUCAGGUCACCCACUAUGCCUACCUUGCACAUCCCACCUCUGGCUGCACCCACAGGCUCACGCUAGGCAGGGAAGGGCAGGUAAGGGCAUCAGGCAUUGUGCCCUUCCACAGCCAGGCUCAUGGAGGGCUUUCUGAGCAGAGAUUCUAAUUCUGCCAGCUGACCUGGUAGAAGCCCCCAGGCUGCAGCCCUGUUCUGCCCACUUCCACUCCCAUGCAUAGGGACAUCCACAACAUCCACACUCCAGGUAACUGGAUCCACCUCCCCACUGCAGCAUUUCAGAAGAUGCUAAGUGCAGGAUGAACCACACACUUCCUUCUCCAAACUAGGCCACUUUUGAGAGUAAAAGAGGCAUUAUUAAUAACUGAGACAACAGGUGGAUGCUGGACAUAUGUCAUUCACCCUGUUUGACAAACUCCUGUCGCCUCUCACCAGCAGAGGAGGCUGUGAGACCAGAAGACUUGGAAGGAAGUGGCAGGCACUGAUUGUUUCUAAGGGAGCUGGGUUGGAUCCUGGUUUUGUGUGGUUGGGAGGCUGGCACCUGGCAGUCCCCUCAAGCCAAGCAUGAUGUAGUGGGAGUAGGUUAUCUUUCUUCUCACUGCCUUAGUGUCCUCAGGAUUGCCUUGGGGCCACUUUUCUUGUCAUCAGGAAGUGAGCAGGACCACAGCUGAUGACCCUCAGCCUGUCAUUUUGGUGCAAUCCAGGGUUUAACUGGCCGGGGAGUAAAGGGGACUGUUGCACCAUUCCAGGCUGGCUGAGCCUUGUAUCUCACCUCCCCACAUCUCUGUAUCCCUGGGGCUAAAUGGGGCUGUUUCCAUGCUCCUUCUAGAAGCUUCUCCAGCACCAGCCUUCCCCCAAACCAGAACAAGAGCAUUGAUCUAUACCCAAGAGGAGCAGGAAUCAGCAGAAACACAAUGGAAGAAACUGAUAUGCCAUCUAGUGGAAACACAGAAAGCCUCAAAUGAAAACCUCAGCCAAAAUGAGGCCACUCAACCAGUGUCCAGUGAAUCAAGUUUCUGACAAAAGUCAGCUAAAUCAAACACCUCUGUGUUUCACCCUUUUUGAUGGCAACGCCAUAAAUGUGACUGCUGCUCAGAAAGCCAAGUAAAGAAAAUAUAAUGGGGCUGCUAUUGGCUCAUUCCGAAUCAGGCAUUUUCUCUCAGGUCAGCAUUUGGGAUCAGAAUUUUGAUUACAUAAUAUUGUCGAAGGCAACAGAAAAGGACCAUUGACUCACAGGGUGUUACAGCUGAUAAAGGACUUCAGAAUUAAUCAACAAACAUUGAGGCAACAUUAACUAAAGGUCAAGAACUAUUCUAACCACCUUAUAAAUAUUUAUUCACUUAAUUCUCACAGCAGCCCUAUAUAUAAGCACUAGCAUUAUCUCCACUUGACAGAUAAGGAAACUGAGGCAUGAAAAAGUUAAGAAACGUUCUCAAGGACACACAGCUGAGAUAAGGCUUCGCACCCGUUUGGUUAGGCUCGGAAGCCACUGCACCAUGCCCAAGGUCACAGAGCAAGGAGUCCAAGCAGUAUUUCCCUUACUCAGAGAUGUGAAUAGCCAGAAACACUUAGGAUGUUUGGUUUUACAACCCACAACCUCCUCCCCCACCUUCCCCAAAAGAUAAACUAUUUUCUUUUUUUCUGGAACUUACCUAACAUAACAUAAUCUACAUAAAUCUACAAAAUAAUGUUGUUCAUGAGAAAGGCAUAUUCGAUUCAAGCUUAUCCACCUUAAAUUGCUUCCGCAUAACCAACCUAGACGUAUACAGAGUCCCUUCUGUUAGUUCCUUUGAUGGAUUUUUGCUUUUUUUCUCCUGAAAGUAAAAAGCAGGAACAUAUACUGUGAUUUAUUAGGUUUUGCAUCUGUGACAAGGAAUGCAGUCCUGGAGAGGGCGGUAAUUAGCUAAUGCUUCUGGAAUGCUGCUUCCUUCCCACCAGCCCCUGGAGGUCAGCAGGCCAGGGGCGAAGGCAGCUUUGUCCUGCCCCUAUGGGAGGUUGUGUUUCUCGACCCAGUGUCUUGAGUUUGCUUCGGGGCCGGCAUCUAUGGAGAGCAGGGAGCAUUUGCACUCCUUGGGGAAGAGGCAUGAGGAGGGGCAGCGGUGUCCUAAGCUCCUAGUGACUCAGUCUAUUCUUGACCUGCCAUCACAGGGAUGAGUUUGGCCUGAAUGAAAGUCACACACCCUGAGCAGGCUCUGAGGUUUGGUUUAGUCCACAGUUUUUCAACCUCAGGACUAUUGAAGUUUUGUCGUGGGGGCUACUGGAUGCACUGUGAAAUGUUAGCAGCAUCCCUGACCCUCCACCACUAGAUGCCAGUAAUGGCUGUAACUGUAAUAGGUUCGCUGCCUGAUGGGCAGCCAGCAAGUCAGUACACCGAGACAGCCAGUUGCAGCAGAGAAAGAGGGUUCAUUGCAGAGCCACUGAAUAAGACGGGAGGAAACCUCAAAUUUGUCUCCCCAAGGAGUUUUAGGGUUAGGGUUUUUAAGGGUUUUAGAGUUGACCAAAGUGUGGAGAUCAGUGGUUGAUCGAAGAGUGCAGGGUGAAGGCAUUGGACAAGAAGAUGAAGACGCUGUAUUCUCAUACUGAUCCGGUUCCUCUGUGAGGUGAGGGUCUUCUAGCUGGUUGGUGUGAGCUGUUCCACUGGAAUUCAGGAUCUGAAAAGCAUCUUAAGCAAUUUUUUUUUUUUUUUUUUGAGACGGAGUCUCACUCUGUCAUCCAGGCUAGAGUGCAGUG